CUGUAAGUGUUCGCAGAAACACAGGUUGCACAAUAAAUUAAUGUAUACAUUCGCUUUCAACCGUGCCAUGUACAGUACGGCUUUUAUCCUUCUACUGCUAGCCUUGACCUUUAUCUCACCGAAAAAAACCGAAAACAGAAUCAAGUGACAUGGUUUCAAUGAUAUGAAUUACAAGGGAUGAAUAUCAAGGUAUAGAUCAAGGAUAACAAGAUUAAUGACUUGACAGUUUUAAACAUAAGAUACUUGUACUUCUGUUUAGUGAGUACAACAAGAAUAUCACCAUGGUUUUAUCUGAUACAAGUAAAGGUGAUAUAGGCUGGAAGAAAUGGCUGGUUGCCGGAUGGGCGUUCAUGGAAUGUUUGUUCUUUGCUGGACUUUUAUAUGGAUGGGCUUCUAUAAACUUUGUACUGAAAUCUGAAGGUAUAUACGCUGACUUAUGUGAAGAUACAGUUAAUAGUUCUUUCCUAACUUAUUCUGUGAAUAAUAGUGAAUCAUCAGUAGUGAAUGUGGUAAUGUUAAAUGCUACAACAACAUCAUCAAAUAUGUCUGAAGUCUCUGCCAAGAAGCAACCAUGUAAACCCCAGGACAGUAAAAUGGCGCUAUGUUUUACUGUUGGAUCUGCCAUGUUCUGUAUUGGCUGUGCUGUCUUGGGUUAUAUCCAUUUCCGGUUUGGAACUAGAGUAACAAGAUUAAUUUCCUUUACAAUGUUUGUGUCUGGUACGUUAAUGAUGGCAUUUAUUAGCAAGGAGAAUCCAUGGUUGAUGUUUCCAGGACUGUCUCUGAUGGGUACAGGUGGUCUUCCUAUCUUAGUAACAAACACGCAGGUAUCCAAUUUGUUUUUGGCAGGAAGUUCAUCAGUCGUAGGGUUACUGUGUGGUGGGUUUGAUAUGUCAUCUGCUGUCAUGCUUAUUGUCAAGAUUGCAUAUGAGAAUGGUUUCAGCAGAAUGAACAUGUUUAUUAUUAUCACAGUAAUGCAUUCCCUUUUCUUGGUCAGCACAUUUUUCUUCCUUCCAAAAGAUUUCAUAUCAAAACCUGUUGUAAAGCAAGGUAUGGAAUCAGAGAUUCCUGAAGAUGGUGAAGCUGGGAUAGAACUUCUGAAGCAAAAUAAUCAAACAGGGGAGGGAACUGCUGCUAAAACAGAAUUACCAAGUUUAUUGAGUUGCCUAAAACAGACAAAGUUUAUAACACAUGUCAUCUGGCUAUGUAUUCUACAACUCAGAUUCUAUUACAUUUUGGGGACACUUAAUCCAUAUUUAAAUAGAAUCUUAGAUGGAGAUGAGAAACAAGUAAGUUAUUUCACAGAUAUAUGCUUCUAUAUCAUGAUGGGUGGACUGUUGACCUCAUUUCUCUCUGGGAUAGUUUAUGAUUCACAGAAAAGAGUAUUCUCAGAUGGUAAAUCUCAGAUGUACAGGGAAAUAAUGCCUGCAGUAUUACCAUUGGCUCUAGCAAGUGCUCUAUCUGUGUUGUUGUCUAUACUUGUCCUCAUUCCUGUAACUGAGGUUCUUUAUCUUACCUUCAUAGUGAUGACAGUAUAUAGAUCCUUCCUGUAUAGUCUAGGUGCAGCAUUCCUCAGUGCCAUAUUUCCAAGUGAAUAUUUUGGUAUGUUGUAUGGAAUCAUGAUAGUAUGUGCAGGUAUAUUCAGCAUUCUACAGUAUGCUUUCUUCUCAUGGGCCGAGGCAUAUCCCGAGGCUCCACUGCAUGCCAACAUUUUCCUUCUUUGUUUGGUUUUAUUUUCGUUUGUACAUCCUCUGUAUCUAUGGAUCACAUGUUGGAAGGAAGAGAAGAAGUUCAAGGUUAACUAAAGGUCAAGGUUGAACAGAGCUUAAAUUCAACUAUAGGUCAAUGUUGAGGUGAGGUUAAGGUCAACCAUAGAAGAUGAGAUGAUUGAAAUGGAAAUUUUUUUUCGAAAAACUGUAAAUCAUGAUGGUGAGAGGGAGAGAAGUUUCUUCUAUGUUUUCACAGAAAAAAAUUGACCACUGGUGACUAUAUGCAUAACUGUAUCAAAAUAUGAAAAGGAAGGAUAUGUACCUGGUUUGCAAAAUUAUGGCUUUUUGCUUACAAAUUUUUACUAAAUAUCUUAUGUUUAUUUCAACAAAUGACAUUAUUAUAUUACAAAUUUUUACUAAAUAUCUUAUGUUUAUUUAAACAAAUGACAUUAGAUCCUCAUUAAGUAAAUCAAGUUUUAAAUGAAUAACAUGAUUUACUUAGAUAAGUUUGAUACUUUAAAGACUACAGAAAAGAAUUUAUUGAAAUUGUGAUUUCACAUAAUAGUUUAAACACUAUUUAUAAGAGUUUGAUUUUGAAAAAAGCGUAUUUGAACCAUAUUGAAGUCUAACCUCUACUGAUUGAGGAAACCUAAUCAUGACAAAAGUAGGGUUGAAUCCUACCAUACCAGUGUUGGAGAGACAGAUACCUUACUCAAAGGACCACCACUCCCCUUCAAUAUACUUCAAAUUCAUAGGAUCAGGUUUAGUUAUCAUUAUAUCAUUACUUUAAAUAUAUGUUGGGUGGCAAUAUUGAAAUUGCUAUUUUCUUGGGUGAAAGUUUUGCGCAUUGAUAGGCCUAUAAGUGAUGCAGUUAAGGUUAUAUAUCAAGAGCUCCGGGGGAAUCCAGCUUCCUGGACACCCAGGCAGGGCUUUGGCCUGGACCCACUGGGGUUCCUAUGGCCCCCCCCAACUAAAAUUUUCAGUAUCUUACAAAUUUGCAACUUUCACCCAUGUAUUUUCAUGAACCUGAUUAAAAUUUAACAAGAAUAGUACUGAUGUAUGUCAAAUAUAACUGUCCCGUUUGGAAGUGAAUCUGUCAUUCACUUGAUAAUAUAAAAAUAAAUAAAUAACUUUACUUCAUUAUGAACUUGCAUGAAUGAACUAUAGAUGUUUAUAUAUUUAAGGUGCUAAAUUGAAACUGUGAAACCAAGAUUGAUACUGGUUUUUUAUGGAGAUAUUUAGCAGUGAUUCGUAUAUAUAUUCUAUACAUGUAUACGCAAGCAUAUAAUUAAUUAUUACAUUUGAUGUCAUUUAAUUUAGAAAUAAUUGGAUUAUUUUAGUUAUAUAUUUUAAUAGUCCUGCUGAUAAGUAAGAUAUUAAAUUUUAGAUCUGAAACAAUGAUAAUCAUAUUACCAGUAAUUAUAAUUGCUGAAAAUAAAGUAUAACCAUGACUAAACUGAAUGUUUUUUUAUGAACUAUUGAAGCUAAGAUAAUAAGUACCUUUAAAGGCUUAUGCUACUGUUUUUCUUGUAGAUAAGUAGGCAGAUGAAGAUUUUUGACAGGUUAUAUGGUCCCUAUAAUGCUACUGGCGAGGGUUUUAUUGCAAACAUCUGUUUAUAUAUGGUCAUAUAACCUGUUUGGAAUAUUUAUAACUAAAUUGUAACUCUACAAACUUUCUUUUUUAGUGAAAAAAGUGAGAUUUCUUCAUGAAUUGACAGUAGCAUUGUAUAUAAAAUUAUAUAAAUAUCACAAUUAUCCAAUGAAAAGUGGCGUUAUAAAUGUUGUGUUAUAAAACUGUAUAUAAACUUUUUGUGCACUUGUCAUAGGGACCAUUUGAUUUGAGAUAAAAUAAAUCAUUAGAGCCAUGUACCUCAUGUCAUGAACAAAUCUAAAUAUUUAUUUUUGUGAACAAUGCUGGGCCAUUUUAGCCCACUAAUUUUAGUUUAAUAUUUUCGUUGAAGAAUGAUUUUGUUUAUAUAUAUACACAAUAUAUUUUAUCCACCAAAUAUUUCUAUUGUUAAUAUUGAUGUCAGAAUUAAUUGAAAAUAUUUAUAUUUGUUAGAAUUUUGUAAGAUUCACCAUAGUUCAAGGUGAGUUUAUUAAUUUACAGGUUAUAAAUUUAUAUGAGCUAUUUAAAAGCUGAUUUUGUUGAGAAAUGAUAGAUGUAAAUGACCCUAAAUUUUAUGGGUUAUUCAAAUAAAAGCAAAGAUGAGAAAAAAAGUAGUCAUAAAUGUUUCCACAUUUAAACAAUUUGUCUUAUAAUCAGGAUGAUUGUCAAUUUAGUCAAUCACAGGUAAAGAAAUAACUAUAUUUAUAUAGCCGGGAGUAAGCUAUUUACCUUGUAUACUCUGCUUUACUAUAUGUUUACUAUAUGAGCUGCAUCAUGACAAAACCAAGGUAAUGCGUUUGCGACCAGCAUGGAUCCGACCCUAUUACAAGUAGAGAAACUGAUAGUGAACAGCAUGGAUCCUGAUUAGACUGCGCAAAUGCGCAGGCUGGUCUGGAUCCAUGCUGGUCGCAAACACACUAUGUUGGUUUUGUCAUGGCGCGGCUCAAUUAUAUAUUUUGCAGAGUGUAUUUGUUGAUCAGAUAUCAUAUUUUCAUAGCCUCUUAUGCUUAAAUGUAGUUUGAUAUUUGUUGUAUUUUUUGUUUUAGCUAAAAGUAGUGGUAAAUCAAUAUAGUAUGUUUUGUAAUAUUUUAUGUUACACAUAGGUUAUAGUAUACGAAAUUAAUCGAAAUAUGAAGUUUUUUGUUAGUUUUGAUUUAAUGAGAUGUUUAAGUAAAUUUUACUUCAAGCUAGACAUAAUUAAACAAAUCUGGUCUUAAAUCUAAAAGAUAUUGUUACUUACACAGUUAAAUUAUUACAGAUAACACAAUAUUUAUACAAAAAGUCUCUCUUUUUUAUGUAGUAAAUAAUCAUGCUGAGUCUAUCUUGGUAUGUAAAGUGCCUUUCUGAUUUUGUAUCUUUUUUGCAAACUGUUAAUUUAUACACUUAAUACAACUUUAAUGUAAGUAAGUGUAUAGAUAGAGCUGUUGUUUACUUACAGCAGUGUCAGGUAAUAUUUUUUGUGUAUAUACAUAUAAAAAAAAAAGAUAAACUGUUAAAUAAAUUAUAAGGAUUGAAAAAAGGUAAUAAUUAUAUGGGUAUAUGAAAUCUUAGAUGUACUCUUUGCUUUAAGAAAGUAUUGCAUUAAAAAAUGUCGUUGAAUGUCUUUCAGCGUAUAUUGAUAGAAAGAUUUUAAUUUUUGAUGUUUAACUUGACUUAUGUAUAAGUCAUGAAGUGUACUAGUUUAGAUCUUUUUAUUUUGUUAUCAUAUGAAAACUGUUACACUAUUUAAUAUUUUGUAAUGAGUUAAAGUAUUUUGAUAAGUAGCUCUAUUAGAUAUUUUUUUUUAAAGUUUAUAGGAACAAUGACUCAUUUUAACAUUAACCUGCCAGAACCAAAUUAGUCUUUGCCACCAGUAUAGAGCCAGGCUAGCAUAUGUUACUAGUUUCCUUACUAUUACUAGAAUAUUUUUUCUUUUUGUAUUUUGAUGAUGAAACCCCUCAACCUUUGAAUGGACUGUUCCAACUUCAAAGCUGGGCAAAUCCUUUACACAAAUUAAGCAGGUGUUAUGGUUUAAAUUAACAUAUUUUAAUGAUUUAUGGAGGGUACACUACUUGUCUCAAAUACUUAUUUUAUUUUUUAUGCACAACUUUUAUAAUAUAUGAUUUUUUAAAUAAAAAUUAACCUCUAUAAAUUUUGUAUACCUUGCAUUUUGAUUGUGUUAAUAACUUCUUGUCAAAAACUGUUAUUUUUUUACACUAACUUUUAAGUAAUUACAUUCAGUACAUGUAACAUCCAAUAAUGGGCAUUAUCUUUGGUGUUUAGUGGCAUUUUUAUUCUUUUAAAUUUCUUAACCCUUUACAUUGUGAAUCCAAAUCCUGAAUGACACUUUGAAUUCUUUCACAUUAAGAAGCUAUCUAGCUAGCCCAUCAAAGAUUAGUUGGUCUACCAGCUCACAUCUUAAAUAAUGAACAGCUGGCACCUGAGGUCCUCCUAUACCAGAAAUGCUACUAAGUUUCCAUACAAUAUUGAAUUUAAAUCCAACAAUAACAAAAACCAACAACCUUAAAACAAAUUAUUUAUUAGGCAUUGUGUUACUAAUUUUCCAUGACACUAGUUCUUCAGAACAGGCUCUUGGCCAUGCAGUAACUGUGAAUGUAGUUACUAAGAAUAGUAUAUCCCAAAGACUUUGUUUGCUUAAAAAUAUUUAUGAACAGCCACGCGAGGAAUAACAAACUACAUGUAUCAAAUUGUGUUUAAUGGCCCUACCAUACUAUAAGGUAUGGCCUCUAUUUAUUGUUUUAACCAACAAUACUUAAACAUGUGCAAAGAAUAGUACAUACAUCAAUAUUAUGCAAAUUAAUACAAUAAAGAAAAUACACAUGUAGGAAUAAUAAUUAAUCGAAUUCUACUAUAAUAGUAAGAAAUGUGAGGGUUUCGUAAGAAAAACGCCAUAAAAGCUAGAAUUAGAUGGUUUACUUAAAAUUAAUAGGAAUCUCAUUAUAGUCAUAGAUUAUAAUAUUUAUUUAUUUUAUUUUAUUGUCCACCAGACUAAAUAUGAAAAAAAAACCAUGACAUUAUUGUUGAUUUUACACUACCAAAUUAUUUAUAUUUAAGACUUUCGGAGUGAAUACAUUCAUGUACAUUGAACCUCCUUGUAUGACAGUACUUGGACGUAAAAGUUUUAUUGUUUUGCCGUCAUUUUAGCAUAUGAUUAUUUGACAUUUAUUGUUAUUAGAACUUGUUAGUCCCCUACCGGUUUACCGGAGGGGACUUUAGGUUUACCCUCCGUCCGUCUGUCCGUCCGUCCGUCCGUCUGUCCGUCCGUCAGUCCGUCCGUCCACAAAACUGGAUCCCGCGAUAACGCAAAAAGUACUGAAAAUAUUUUAAUGAAACUUGAUAUAUGGAUAGAUGGCAGUAUGGAGAUUAUGCACGUCUUUUUUUUUUCUUCCUAUGUUGAAAAUUCUGGUUGCUAUGGCAACAAAUAGACUGAAAAUAUGACAAAUUUUACACAUAAACUGGAUCCCGCGAUAACGAAAAAAGUACUGAAAAUAUUUUUAUGAAACUUGAUAUAUGGAUAGAUGGCAGUAUGGAGAUUAUGCACGUCUUUUUCUUUUCUUCCUAUGUUGAAAAUUCUGGUUGCUAUGGCAACAAAUAGACUGAAAAUAUGGCAAAUUUUACACAUAACCUGGAUCCAGUGAUAACACAAAAAGUACUGAAAAUAUGUUUAUGAAACUUGACAUAUGGGUAGAUGGCAGUAUGGAAAUUAUGCACAUCCUUUUCUUAUCUUCCUAUGUUGAAAAUUCUGGUUGCUAUGGCAACAAAUAGACUGAAUUUCAAGAUUUCUUAUUCUAGUUUUUAAGUUUUUUCACUAUAAGUUCUUUAUUUCUUAAGGUAUUUUCUUCAAACUUUAAAUAUAAGUUGCUUGUCAUCAAACCAUAUCAUAUGUGGCAAGGUUUACAACUCUAGUACAAAAUUUAUCAGAAUUACCUCCCUUGAACUUAAAAUUUUCAUGAAAAAAACAUUGUUUUUUUUUAAUAACUUCUUUUUCUGAAUGUAUCUACUUCAAACUUCAUAUAAAUGUUUCUUAUUGUCACUCAACAUUUGCGAGUGUUCAAUACUCUAGCAAGACUAUUUCCAGAAUUAUGCCCCUUUUGAACUUAGACUUUUUUUUGAGAAAUUGGUAAUUUUUACUCCACAACUUCUUCAAUCAUGAUAGGAUUUUAAAAAUGUUAUAUUUUGAUAACAGGGAUGUUUAAAAAAUAACUUUAGAGUGUCCUUCAGUCCGUCUGUCUGUACAUAAAAACUGUUUCCUGUGAUCACUUUUAAAGAACUUUUUCAACAAAUUUACUUAAAAUAGGAACCUAAGUGAAUGGCCCUUCAGAAUGUUGCUUGGGCUCUUACCGGUAGGGGACUUAUGGAUUGCUUGCAAUACUAUGAUAAUUUCUUGUUAUUUAUGUUUUAACUAUAAAGGUAUUUUAAAAGCAGUAUUUAAGUUGUAUGGAUUGUUUAGAAAAAGCAGAGAUCCCUUUGAAGAAAUAAAAACAACAUAAUUUGAGGAAAAUUGCAGACUCGGUUUAAUUGAGUAUGUACAUGAGUGAUAGCGAAAAAGUGCAACGCCCGCAGCACGGGUUUUAGUCUGACUUAGUCGGACUCAAAACAACUUAUUUAAUACUGACACAUACUAAGUCAUUUCAUUAUAUCAAUAGCUUUAAUUUUUACAAUAUAUUUAGUUUGAUAAAUUAAGUAUUGAUUUUGUUUUACUUUAUGUAGUAUCUUAUUUUAUUUCAAGUUGAUUUUAUGUUCACAAUGUUUUAAAAACAUGUGUUGAAAUUUUAGAUUACAAAUAUUGAAAAAGGGUCUUUUCAAUAUUUGAAAGAACCCUAAUUGAAAUGAGUAGAAACCUAUCUUUUUUGAAAGGACAGAAUGAUAGAUUAAUUUUUUUUUUGACAUAUUUUGAUAUUUUAGACAGUUUUGUUAUGUUUGGCAAUGUAAAAAAUAAACAAUUUUUAUUGUUGAAAGAUAUUUUAAAUGCUUUUUUGCAAUAGCGUAGAAUUUUAUUUUUGUGUCAUAUUUUUGAUUAAUGUGUGCUUUUAUUUGAAAAUAUAUUAAUAAAGGAUAGUUAUUAUUGUGAAAA
Messenger RNA from Ruditapes philippinarum (Manila clam), 8389 nucleotides. Its product is annotated as equilibrative nucleobase transporter 1-like. The record is from RefSeq and is a predicted model, not a curated record. Bases 282 to 1802 code for a protein of 506 amino acids. The transcript has 10 exons. NCBI's taxonomy places the organism in Eukaryota, Metazoa, Mollusca, Bivalvia, Venerida, Veneridae.